Molecule: messenger RNA, 1463 nt
Organism: Polyodon spathula (Mississippi paddlefish)
Lineage: Eukaryota; Metazoa; Chordata; Actinopteri; Acipenseriformes; Polyodontidae
Product: cAMP-responsive element-binding protein-like 2
Exons: 4
Coding region: 214-576 (120 amino acids)
Biological process (GO): regulation of DNA-templated transcription
Cellular component (GO): nucleus
Molecular function (GO): DNA-binding transcription factor activity
Source: RefSeq, a predicted model, not a curated record
AAUGAAGGAUUGUUGUUUUCAAUAAGAAUAUUAAACCGUUUUACGCUCUGCGGAUCUCUGGCAUAAUCAUAUUUUGCACAUACUACAUUGCUGGUCUCUGUGUGGGCAGUUAUUUGUUGUUACUAUUUAAAAAUAAUUAACAUUUCUGCUGUUGACUAAAUAAGAAUUCGCUUCCUGGCCUGGUUUAGAUAAUAAUUGAAACUGGUCUCCAAAAUGGAUGACAACAAGAUGGUGGGAGGCAAAGUGAAGAAGCCAGGAAAGCGAGGACGUAAACCAGCCAAAAUCGACCUAAAGGCGAAAUUAGAGAGGAGUCGACAGAGUGCACGAGAAUGCAGGGCAAGGAAGAAGCUACGCUACCAGUACCUGGAGGAACUGGUCUCCAGCAGAGAGAGAGCUAUCUGCGCACUUCGAGAAGAGCUGGAAAUGUACAAGCAGUGGUGCUCUGCAAUGGAUCAGGGCAAAAUCCCAUCAGAAAUCAAGGCAUUGCUGACAGGGGACGAGUAUAACAAAGCACCACAAAGCACAAGCAAGCCACCCAAAAAUGGAAAGAACAAUGGAAACAACAAUAUUCUAUAAGGAAGAUGUUUUUCAUCAAAGGAAUUGUGAAGAAAGAUUCUGGCAUAUACAGUAUUUGGGUAAAAAAAAAAAAAAAAAAAAAGACAAAAUGCUUCCAUAUUUUAUAUUAGAUAAUAUAUGUAUAUGGGAUAAUGCAAUGUCUACUAUCUUUAGUAGAUUGCAUGGUAAUGUGUUUAAUGCUGCUGAAGUUUGAAAUGUUGUCAUUUAUUGUGUUCUGCUAUAAUGAAUGUGAUUUAAAAGGAGUAUUUCUUACUGUUUAAAAGCCUGUUUUUGGCCUUUCAUAGGUACCAUUUUCACUUCUCCCUCCAGCUGUCUAAGUACUGGCACCCCUGUAUUACUAGCUGGAGUUUCUUUUAUUUUCACUAAAUACAAUAUCAAGCUGGAACAAGGUCUGCAGUAGAGGUGUUAAUAUCAGCUGCUCUUUAGAUCAUUAAAAUAGACCAAAGCAGUGAGUAUAAAGCUACUGUUCCAGAUGUACCACAUUGCUUACAGAUCCAUUAUGAACCAGAUCAGGUUUGCUUUUCCACAUGUACUUGUGUAGUUGUCCUGUCAAGAUCAUUUGACCAGCCACAACUACAAGAUUACUUGAUCAUAUAUAAGUGGUAAACAGCUUAAGUUUUAUAUUAUUGAAUAAAAUACAUCUCCACAUUGCUCUAUUAGUUCAAAAACAGUGGCAACUUUAAAUAUUUCUUUAACAGGGGGAUAGGUGGUGCUGUGCCUUUGAGAAUAUAAGUAAGGUAACACUUACAAUGAUAUUAGAUUGUUCAAAAGUUUGAAGCAUUCCAAAACAACGGUACUGUCUUGUGUGGUCUGUUUGGGGCUGUAGUUUUAAAAUAAACCCACAAAUGAGUUUAUGUUUAUGUAGAAGGCAGGGUUUGACCACAAUU